Molecule: messenger RNA, 447 nt
Organism: Polyodon spathula (Mississippi paddlefish)
Lineage: Eukaryota; Metazoa; Chordata; Actinopteri; Acipenseriformes; Polyodontidae
Product: NADH-cytochrome b5 reductase 2-like
Exons: 4
Coding region: 62-409 (115 amino acids)
Cellular component (GO): mitochondrion
Molecular function (GO): oxidoreductase activity; FAD binding
Source: RefSeq, a predicted model, not a curated record
CAAUCUGGCCAGUCAAAGUCAGGCUUGUGGAAUAGUAGUGGGAGGUACAAGUGAGAAUGACAUGAAAGCAUCAAUCCAACGCUGCGUAACAGCGGACCCCAAAGAUGACACAAAGUGCUACCUCAUUUCUGCUAAUCAGACUGAGAAGGACAUCCUUUUAGAGCAGAGUUGGAAGAGGUCCUUGAAGCACCCUGAACAGUUUAGACUGGAGUAUACUCUGGACAAGCCAUCACAUGGUUGGAAGUACAGCUCUAGUUUCAUUAAUGCAGAUAUGAUCAAAGAUCACAUGCCGCCUCCAGCAGACUGUGUCCUCAUCCUCAUGUGCGGCCCUCCUCCCAUGUUUCAGUUUGCAUGCCAACCCAACCUUGGCAAACUGGGUUACAAGCAGAAGACCCGUUUUGCUUAUUAACACAGAUGUGGAGCCGGGCUUCUACUUGCUGAAGUGCG